This is a messenger RNA of Diaporthe batatas, 3188 nucleotides long. Its product is annotated as CDP-diacylglycerol--inositol 3-phosphatidyltransferase. NCBI's taxonomy places the organism in Eukaryota, Fungi, Ascomycota, Sordariomycetes, Diaporthales, Diaporthaceae. Gene Ontology annotation, cellular component: membrane; Golgi apparatus. Gene Ontology annotation, molecular function: CDP-diacylglycerol-inositol 3-phosphatidyltransferase activity. The record is from RefSeq and is a predicted model, not a curated record. Gene Ontology annotation, biological process: phosphatidylinositol biosynthetic process. The transcript is spliced from 3 exons. The coding region runs from base 847 to 1806 and encodes 319 amino acids.
GGCACCCAACUGGGCAUGCCUCGUCUUCUCAUGAGAGGAGAACCGGGUGCCGACCUGUCUGUCUGUCCGGGUGAUAUUUAAAAAUAGCAGUCUCCCAGAGGUGCAUUCAAUUGGCCAUAUUGGCAACUUGCGCGACUGAGUUGGACAGGCCCUGCAAGAAUCCAUAUCAGAUCAUCAGAUAUCUGGAGGCCCGUUGUGUGGGCUCAUGUUUAAGAAGCCCUAGUCGUUGAUACGGCAGUCCGGUAGGUACUCCGUACUGUUCUGGCCCGACUGGGCUGCUAGGCCGGCCAGCAGACGAGGCGACAGCGCUAGGAACAGCCGGAACACAAUCCCUGUCCAGGCUGCCAGUUUGCUCGGGAGGCGGCUUAUCGCCAGGCUUAUCGCCCUGGAGAGCUGUCUCGGCCGGGCAGUAAACUUUCCCAUUCCUAUUAGUCGCCCCGGUCUGGCGACACUUGCUUACAUUUGAUUUGGAUUCGCAUCUGUCCAUCUCGCUUGUGAACCCACCGUCUCCCUUUUGCCAUUGGCAGGUCAGUGAACAUCGUCAUUGUGUGCCUGCAGGACGAUACAGGAUAUCCUCACGCAUCAAGAAAGGCCCUCCAGCCCGCGUCUCACGCCACGCCACGCCCACGCCCAAGCCCACGCCACGUAUAGCCAACAGGCAGCUCCACACGCAUCCCAACGGGUCUUGAUAUCCAGUCUUUCGUGCCGGCCUGCCCGGAACCCAAGAGAGACACUCUUUCAAGCACAACAAUCCUCGGCAAGCCACGGUCGACACCAAAACGCCGCCACUUUUCUCGUUGCGCCCCGUCCAACUCCUCAUUUGCGACUCAUUAACCAAACAUUGCCAUGUCUGGAGCCAGGACCCGAAGACAGGCAGCUCUGGCCGCCGCGGCUGACGAAACUCCCGUCAAGGCGACGCCCGAGCCUCCGUCAGAACAGCACGUCGUGGUCAAUGGCAAUGGCUCAGCCCGUGCCUCUGGCGAUGCUGUCGCCCAAGCCACCCGGCCAACAGAGAACAUUUUCUUCUUCAUACCCAACCUGAUUGGCUACGUGCGCAUCGUUCUCGCCAUCUCAUCCCUCUACUACAUGCCACUGCACCCCCGGACCUGUUCGCUUCUCUACAGUGUCUCGUGCCUCCUCGAUGCCCUCGACGGAUAUGCCGCCCGAUACUAUGAGCAGAGCACCCGCUUCGGGGCCGUCCUCGAUAUGGUGACGGACCGAUGCACGACCUCGUGCCUGCUGGUUUUCCUCUCAUCCGCCUUCCCUCGCUGGGCCAUCAUCUUCCAGGGUCUGAUCUCUCUCGACUUCGCCAGCCACUAUAUGCACAUGUAUACUACCCUUGUGAUGGGCGGCUCGAACCAGAGCCACAAGUCAGUGGACAAGAGCAGGAGCUGGCUGCUGAAUCUCUACUACACAAACAAGGUGGUUUUGUUCGUUGCAUGCGCCCUGAACGAGCUGUUCUUUAUUGCCCUGUACCUACUAUCCUUCUCCUCGCCCACCCUUUCUCCAGCGCUCCUGGCAACCCCGGCCGCGGAUAACCUCCAGGCGGGGGCCCAGGUCAACAGCUCGGUGCUGGAGAAGGUCUUCACCAGCCCCUACAGCGCUGCAGCCCUCGAGCUUGCCCGCGCCAACAAGAUGGACAGCACUGUGCCCUGGAUUCUAGCCGGUAUCAGCUUCCCGGUCAUGGCCUACAAGCAGAUCAUGAAUGUCAUCCAGCUAGUCAAGGCUAGCAAGUGGCUGGCCGAGGGCGACGUUGCCAUGAGGCAAGAACAGGGUCUUCCUAGAAAGAAGGGAAAGACCGCUUGAGUUAUCAGCCUCCCCGUCGCGAAACGGGCGACGAAAGCUGAUACCAGUUCGCGUGCGUCGCACAAGAACAGCUCGCGCACCGAACUCUUCAAGAGUAGGAUGGAUGGAUGGCAGCAUGACACAGGCCGAUGAUCCGUUGACGUGCCACGGAUGAAGAGAAUGACAAGGAGCGGGAGGUGUUACAAUUCGGGGUCCUCUGGUGUUGACAAGGUAACACAGGAACGGGAGACAACAAGAUUUACGAAAGUCGACUCAGAUCGGCAGCGGGUCGAGCACAAGGACCCAGUGUGCCAGGCUGGUAGAAGCCUGGGAGAUUUUUGCCUCACAGUUGCAUUUUUCUUUGUACAAAAUAGUCCAAGACUAUUCGGGAGAGGAACGGUCAGGUUGAACUGUGCCGCAUGAAGGUUCGCAGCACAGCAAAGGAGUUUGGGCAGGAUCGACGGCUACUUUAGAAGACUGGAGUCAGUUGUUCCGAUUGUCUUUUUGUCAUGGGAUUGUCGGCUGGAUUGAGUGAUAUCCUGGUGCGUAUCGCGGCAGUUGUCCUUGGGACGUUUGCUUCGGACCCUGCACUUGUCUGGUGUCGCUGGGGAUUUGGCUCUCAUUGCUAUUCAUUCUUUGGAUGUCAGAUCAUGUGCGUGCUGCAAGACGAACUGCCGGGGCAAGGGAAGAGCAGCAGGAUAAUCAAAGCCCGAUUCUGGUAUGACUGCUUGUGUGAUUUGCGGCGGUAGCAAUGUGAGGGGUGCGACGAGCCACGGCUGGAUUGCUCUCACGGACAAGCAGGGUGAGAGGGUCGAGUCGAGUACGGUGGGGGCCAGUCUGCCUCAACUGCCAAUCGAGCCGCGCCUUUGACUUUCGGGGGUCUCGUGGCUGACUUACUGCAGGGGCACCAAGAGCACCUGGAGGUAUGCAAGACGCGGCGUCGGCUAUCUUGAUAUUGUCCACCUCACUCUUAAGAUUAUACGUCCCGCAACAACACACUCGCAUCUACCGCACCCGGCAAAGCACACGCCCGACAAGACAUCAAAGAUGUCGAUCGCCAAAUCGACUCAUUGAUACUCUGCCGUUGGGAUAAUAGUGGUUUCGAAAGAGUCGAAAGAGCCAAAAAGCCUUGGGCGCCUGCCUUGCCAUGACUUGGAACCGAGAAUGGAGGUGAACGGUACAACGGCAUAGAGGGAGCAUACCCGCGGUGGAUGGGGCAAGCAGUCAAGACGCUGGCUUUGGAUAUUUCCGCUGCCACGGGGACUCUUUGAACGAUGCUGCCGCGUUUCUCCAUAGAUAGUGUGUGUAUAUAUAGCUGCAAGAGGUGUUGCUCGUCCACCAGGGCUCUGUUGAAUAGGCUUACAGAACUUCUGUACCAACAAAUGAUUAUAACCUACCAACAG